CGAAGAGGUUGGCUAAAACAUAUGCCCAGCCUAUCAGCCACGCGUACACGUCAUCUGGCCUAAUGCCGGACCUUCUGAUUUAAAAUAUUUACAUAUUUAGCCUAUAGUACAUACAUUCGUUUAAUUUCACACUAAGCAGAGUAUGGCUCCCGUAUAUGACCGGCCCGGGGUUUUCUUCACCGAAUAUCUGAUCCGGGGUGCCAGAGCCGCCGUGGUAGCAGCCGGUCCGGAGGUAGCCAAACUCGCUCGCCGAGAUACCAUCUCCCGUCGCGACCUAACCGUCACCAGCGACGCCCAAAAAGUUACGCUUGGCAUAAUCGCCGCCUACGUCGUUAUCAUUGCCAUUCUAUGGAACGUACCUUAUGUGCGAUGGUCGUUAUGGCCUUUCAAAAUGCUUGUCAUUGCUUUUCAUGAGUUUGGACAUGCCAUAACCGCUUGCUGCACGGGUGGGCGCGUCAAGUCUAUCUCACUCGACCCGCGUGAAGGAGGUGUCACUCAUAUGGUCGGUGGAAAGAGUGCUAUCACAUUACCGGCCGGCUACCUGGGGUCUUCGCUCAUCGGCGCCCUGCUUAUAUUCUGCGGCUUUGACAUUGUCGCAAGCAAAAUCGCCAGCCUGGUAUUAGCCGCCUGUUUUCUGUUGACUCUCUGGUGGGGUAAGAAGGAUUGGCUCACGAUCUUAACUAUCUUGCUUGCGGUUGGGCUUCUAGUAGCUUGCUGGUUCAUAGUCCAUGCUGAACCGCUGCGAUUCGUCGUGCUUUUCAUCGGCGUCAUGAGUUGUCUGUACAGCGUCUGGGAUAUUUGCGAUGACUUGAUCCUCCGCAAAGUCAACAGCUCCGAUGCUAGCGUUUUUGCCCAGCGCUACGGCGGCUCUUCUCAAUGUUGGGGUGUCAUAUGGUCUAUCAUUUCUGUCUGCUUCAUGGCCGCAGGCAUUAUUGCAGGCAUUGCUGCAUUCCCGCAAUCGUUCGCGCAACAAGAAGAAGAUUCCAAAAACUUCCUCCCGACCCGUUAGAUGCAGCCGACGGUGAAACUGAACGGCUUUAGAGACAUGAAGAUAUACCUAGGUACUUAAUGAUUUGAUGAUCACUGGAAAUUCUCAGACUCUUUAUCACAUGGGAAACAUAGGGCGUACCGGUGAGGUUGAUAUUCUAGUUUGUUAUAGAUACCCUUUAUUACGAGAAAAAGGAUGAAAUAAUCCAUAUUAGCAUCAUUGUCAUUAUUAUCAUUAUUAUCGUAAAUAGUAUUCAUUCUUGCAA
Annulohypoxylon maeteangense is the source of this 1253-nucleotide messenger RNA. RefSeq names its product peptidase M50B-like-domain-containing protein. The transcript has 5 exons. Bases 143 to 1009 code for a protein of 288 amino acids. NCBI's taxonomy places the organism in Eukaryota, Fungi, Ascomycota, Sordariomycetes, Xylariales, Hypoxylaceae. The record is from RefSeq and is a predicted model, not a curated record. Gene Ontology annotation, molecular function: ATP binding; metalloendopeptidase activity; ATP-dependent peptidase activity. Gene Ontology annotation, biological process: proteolysis.